GUUUUCGAGGGCAUAUAAAUCUGUGGGUCAGAAGCGAGUCAUCUGCUUUAUCUUCGUAUAAAAUUAUAAAACACUUCUGGAGUGGCUGCCAACCACAGAUUAUGUUUUAUAAGCAAUUCAGUAUUUUCUACCAUCCUAUGGGAAAAAGAAGACAAAUCGUAUCGGACAUAAUACGUACAUAACUACUGUAGCAAACGUGACAUUCGUUGGAGCGCAGACAGCGUGGACAGUGUGUAUUAAUUCGUCAACGAAGCAAUAGGAGGAAAUGAGUGUGAAUAAAGACUUGCAAUAUGAAAGAAGAAGAUGCACUUUCAAUCCUACCGAGUUGACUCAUUUCUGGGAUGGCAGUCAGCUGAAAACGGAACAACGUCAUGAACGGGAACAAUUUUUCUUAAACGAUCCAGAGCUAGUUGAUAAAGUACCAAUAAAAUAUAAGAGCCAUAAAGAAGUAUACGAAGAUGCAAUACGAAAAUCCUGUAGAGUAUUGCAGAAAAUACGAGAGUUACAGGAGAUGGGAAAAGGUGGCAUCGAUAUGUUUUCACAUGUUCUGGGUGCCAUGAUUGGAUCUGGAAUAAUAAGGGAAGGAAAUCCGCUAGUGUUACAUUAUGUCAUGUUCAUUCCUGCUAUUAUGGGGCAGGGAACCAUAAAGCAGCAAGUACAUUGGCUAUCCAAAUCUUGGGGUGGCAGCAUUAUUGGGACAUAUGCUCAAACUGAAUUGGGUCACGGAACGUUUAUCCGUGGUUUAGAAACUACAGCCACAUACGACCCACAGACACAAGAAUUUAUCUUGAACAGUCCUACUUUAACAUCGUACAAAUGGUGGCCAGGUGGAUUGGGUCACACCGCAAAUCAUGCCAUCGUCGUAGCACAAUUAUACAUCAAAGGAGACUGCAAAGGCGUACACGCUUUCGUUGUUCAGUUGAGAGACGAAAAUACACACGAACCUUUACCAGGUAUUAAAAUUGGAGAAAUUGGAACGAAAUUAGGGAUGAAUGCAACUAACAACGGUUUCCUCGGAUUCGACAACGUUAGGAUACCGCGGGAACAUAUGCUAAUGAAAAAUUGCCAGGUACUGGAAGAUGGAACAUAUGUCAAAUCACUGAACGAUAAAUUAACCUACGGUACAAUGGUAUUUGUUCGAGUAGUGUUAGUGCAUGAUAUCGUACACUAUUUAUUAAAAGCUGUUGUAAUUGCGACUAGAUACAGCGCGGUGAGACGUCAAGGACAAAUCAAUGCAGAUAAGCCUGAAGUACAGAUCAUCGAUUAUGUAACGCAACAAUACAAAAUUUUCCCACAUCUUGCUGCAUGUUUUGCAUAUCGAAUGUCCGCAGAUGCAAUUUGGAAUAUGUACAAUGUCGUUACCGGCGAAUUGGAUAAGGGUGACAUGAACAAAUUACCUGAGUUGCAUGCUUUAGCAUGUUGUAUAAAAGCAGUUGCAUCCGCAGAUGCAGCUAACGGAGUAGAACAACUACGGUUGGCUUGUGGUGGACACGGAUACAUGGAUGCUAGUAACCUGCCGAAUCUUUACGGUUUGGUAACUGCUAUUUGUACAUACGAAGGAGAGAAUACUGUCUUGCUAUUGCAGACGGCUAGAUAUUUGGUGAAAGUUUGGAAACAAGCUUGUAGCGGUCAGUCACUACCGGAAUCUAUGCAGUACCUUACAGCUUAUACAAAAGGAAUUAAGCAAGCCCCAUGGAAGAAUACUCUGCAAUGCAUUGUAACAGCCUAUCAAGCUGUAGUUGCAGGGAAAAUUCGUUCGGCAGCAGAAAAUAUACAUUUGAGAAUCAGUAAAGGAGUACAUUUAGAAGAUGCUUGGAAUCAAACCGGUAUUGAAUUAGCGCAAUGUGCGGAUGCUUACUGUCGAGCAUUCGUUGUGGAGAAGUUUAUAGAAGGGGUACAGAAAACUGUCGUAUCAAAAAAGUUGCAUCUGGUAUUGUCUCAACUGUGUGAGCUAUAUGCCGUGUAUUGGAUUUUACAAAAACGGGGUGACUUCCUUCAGUUUUCUUCUCUGAAAAAUGAAAACAUCCCACAACUUCAGUCGCGCCUCGAAGAACUGUUAGCGGCAAUUCGUCCGAAUGCCAUAGGCAUCGUUGAUGGGUUCGAUGUUCGCGAUGAACUUCUUAAUUCGGCGCUGGGAGCUUACGAUGGUGAUGUAUACACACGUUUAUUCGCAGAAGCUAUGAAGAGUCCUUUGAAUCAACAAAGUGUGAACGAAUCAUUUGAAAAAUAUUUAAAACCAUUCCUUAAAAGCAACUUGUAGUGCAAUGGUCUUAAAGAACGUACAAGUACAUGAUACAAGUCUUACUUGUAUGUGAUAAUUCGGUCGUUUAAAAAGUCUUAUAUUUUAUCGUUAUCGAUUGAUAUCUGUUAUCGUGAUUAGAAUGCCAAUAACUCUUCCCGAAAAUCUUGUUUAUGUAGGUAUAAAUGAUAUUAUCUUUAAGGAGGUAAAAAAUGGUGACUCGUAUUUAUUGAUAUUAAUAAAAUGAAUUUCUUCGUUAUAGACGAAGCUCUGUUUUUUAAAUGACAGAAAGUUUUUUAUUAAAUAUUGUAGGAUUUAUGAGAUAUACUAAUUGUAGCAAAUUGAGGGUGCAAUCAAUAGUAAACUGAAAAUAGUUUACAAUAUUUUUUUACAACCUUUAUAGAAUAUCAUUGUAAAUAUUUAAAACAAUGAAGUAUUUAUUGUAACAGGUGCUGAAUGAUAGGGGUUUGUUUUUAAAAAAGAUUUUUAAGAAUGUUUGAUCAUUCCAUACGAAGAAUUAUUAUAAGUAUGUUAUAAAGAAAUACAUAUAUAUAUUUUUCUAUGUACUUUUGUAACGAAUAAAGUGAUUACAGAAACACAUAA
Messenger RNA from Megachile rotundata (alfalfa leafcutting bee), 2842 nucleotides. Its product is annotated as acyl-coenzyme A oxidase 1. The record is from RefSeq and is a predicted model, not a curated record. Gene Ontology annotation, molecular function: fatty acid binding; FAD binding; acyl-CoA oxidase activity. Gene Ontology annotation, cellular component: peroxisome. NCBI's taxonomy places the organism in Eukaryota, Metazoa, Arthropoda, Insecta, Hymenoptera, Megachilidae. Gene Ontology annotation, biological process: fatty acid beta-oxidation using acyl-CoA oxidase; lipid homeostasis.